AACCGAUCGGAAUCUAGGCCCUGCUCUCCACUUCAGCUGUGAUAAUGGGCUCUUGAAAUAAAGAUGCAACUGUUCCCCUGCUCGCUCUGGAGAUCUUCCUUGACAGAGUCGCAUCAUUGAGUGUUACGCUGUACGCUUGUCUUGUAAGUCAAGCCUGCACAGAAAAACAGGUUGAGUCGUGCAACGCGACUCGACUUGUAACAUGGACCACAUACAGUACUGACUUGUUCUUCCAGCUAUCAAGGGCCAGAUCGUACCCAGGCAGUCACCCGACGGUCCCCUCGUCUCCUCCCGACGACAAGAUGUCCAUGUUUGGUCGGUUCCAAGAGAGCAAGAAACAAUGGCGUAACUGCAUAGUGGCCUGUUUCGCCAUCUAUGCUCUCGGUUUUCUAUUCUUCUCCUACAGCUUCCCGGCCUUUGGCGACUUUGCUCGACCCCACCAUCACCAUGCCGUCUCAGUCACGAAGCACUCAAAACAUGUCAAGCCAGACAACAUCACCGUCAGUGGACUGGUAUUCUACGGUCGACAAAGCCGAGUUGAGAUAAUGAAGUGCUACAUCGAGCGUAACCUGGUCGAAAACGGAGGAUGGCUCGAUGAAGUCCUCUGGGUCGUCAACACCGAGCAAAAAGGGGAUCUCCGAUAUCUCGAGGAGGUCCUAGCUUCCAACCCGAAGCGAUACAAGAAGAUUUAUUCCGACGAGAUUGCUGGAACAUACACAUACAAGAAUAUCUGGAAGAAAUUAGAACGUGGAAAGUAUUAUGUCAAGAUUGAUGACGACGUCGUGUGGAUUGAUGACGACGCUAUCCCCAGUCUUGUCACACGUAAAGUCCAAAACCCCAAGGACUUUGUUGUCUCUGGCAACAUUAUCAACAACCCCCCUCUUGGCUUCUUCCAUAUGCGCAUGGGUGCCAUUCAUCCAUACUUCCCAGAGGCCUUUGAGCCAUUCAGCGUCACAAACGCCACUGACUACUGGAGACCAUCACGACAUCCUUCAUGGGAUGGACCCAAGAAGUACAAGUGGGAACUCAAGAAUGAACCUCCUACCUGGCCUCAUCAUCGAUGGCUGCGAGUCCCCGACGAUUCGAUGCUUGAUCAGACUCCUGCCGCUGAACUCAAGUACGACAUUUGGGGCGAUAGCUAUCGUAACUGGGCUAUCGCUUCCCAAAUGCAUAUGUCUCUGUUUGAGAAUAUCGAGAAGAAGCAAUUAGACCUAUAUAAGUUCGAGAAAACUUGGACCAUGUAUGAGGAUCGAAUCCGAAUCAACUUCAUGUGCAUCUAUAGCGAUGACAUUCUCGACACUGAUCCCGAAAACUGGCCCCAAGGACGGGGUGACGAGGACAUGAUUGUUCUUGAUCUCCCCAAGAAGCUUCGACGCCCUGUUGUCAUCCAAGGCGACGCUUUAGCCGCUCACUACCAAUACAUGGACCAGAAGCAAUUGGAAUCAACCGAUAUCCUAAAACGAUACAAAUCCAUCGCAAAGGAUAAAUACUGCCUAAAUCUAGCUGCAGCUCAGGACGUUGCCGAGGCAGAUCUGAAACAAAGGUCGAUCCGAGGUCUCUUUUCCACCCCAAGUGGGUAUGAUGUUUGAUGUCUAUAAUACGGAGUUAUAUAUCCUGGGAUGGGAGCGUGUCGGUUAUUAUGCUAGAAAAUGCACCAGUCGUUUUUCACCGCUUCAUUUCAUGCCUUGUAGUUCGUCCACUCUCGUGAAACUUGUAGAUAUAACUUGGCUUGUGGGUUAUUUUAUCUCGGUUGUUUGUUACCGUUGAAGUUACAUGGCAUCAGAUGUUCCUAGUCUGCGAUGCGAUAGGGGCCCAGUGUUGUCGAGACCCUCUUUCGGGAGGAAUCGUACUAUCGCCACAGGACUAACCGUGACUUCUAUUAGGAUCUUAUUCAAUUAUCUGACGAAGAGGUCUUGAAGCGCCUCGGGAAGUAAGAAAACAUCAGACCUUG
Molecule: messenger RNA, 1951 nt
Organism: Fusarium verticillioides 7600
Lineage: Eukaryota; Fungi; Ascomycota; Sordariomycetes; Hypocreales; Nectriaceae
Exons: 3
Coding region: 303-1589 (428 amino acids)
Source: RefSeq, a predicted model, not a curated record